AUGUCUACCAUCGCCGUUCUCGGAGGCACUGGAGUCCAAGGUGGCUCCGUUAUCAAACAGUUGCUAAACACUUCGGCCUGGAAGCCACGUGCUCUAACGCGGAACAUUAACAGCGAAAAGGCAAAAGCGCUCGCUUCCUUAGGCAUCGAGGUUGUUGCGGCGGAUGUGAAUGAUGAAGCCAGUUUAGUGAAAGCGUUUGAGGGCGUCACUGCUAUCUUCGCAGUCACCACCUACUGGGAGUCAGUGAUGACCCUCGGCCGGGAUGGUGCUGGAGAGGAGGAGUUACAGCAGCUCAAGAACAUCGCCAGCGCGGCGCAGAAGACUACUACGCUGGCACAUUUCGUCAUGAGUAGCUUGCCGCCCAGCGACAAGUCAUCUGGAGGCAGAUUGAAGGUCCCUCAUUUCGACUAUAAGCAGAAAGCAGUAGACUGGAUGAAAGAAGCCACUCCAGAGCUGUACGCCAAGACAUCUCAGAUUUGGCCUGGUUGGUACCCAACCAACCUUACUACACUGCCCAUGGUGAAGUUCCUGGAAAUCCCGAACACCUAUGGCGGCUACCUUUUUACACAGCCAAGCAAGCCGUCUUCUCUUCUCCCUAUUGUGGGUGAUAUUGAGCACAAUUUCGGUGUCGUGGUCGUGGGUCUACUAAACGCUGGGCAAAAGGCCUACGGCAAGAUUGCCGUGUGUGUUACAGACUACCUCCCCAUGACACAAGUCGUCAGUGUCUUUGAGGAAGUUACUGGUAAACGCGCGGCGUAUGCCGAAAUUUCCGACGAGACCGCUACUAAAUUGUAUGGGGUCUAUGGCGCGGAGUACGCGGCACAGUUGCGCUGGAGUGAGGCAUUCCCGAGCUGGGAACAAAUUGAUCCGGAAAACACCAUUAGUCUCGAUGAAUUACAGGUUAAGGAGAAGUUGAUCGGUUUCAAAGACACGCUGGAGACCCUUAAGGAGAAGAUUGUCUAA
Messenger RNA from Truncatella angustata, 963 nucleotides. RefSeq lists its product as uncharacterized. The coding region runs from base 1 to 963 and encodes 320 amino acids. Lineage: Eukaryota; Fungi; Ascomycota; Sordariomycetes; Amphisphaeriales; Sporocadaceae. The record is from RefSeq and is a predicted model, not a curated record. The transcript has 4 exons.